Pseudophryne corroboree (corroboree frog) is the source of this 1301-nucleotide messenger RNA. RefSeq names its product coenzyme Q7, hydroxylase (gene COQ7). Gene Ontology annotation, biological process: regulation of gene expression; regulation of reactive oxygen species metabolic process; determination of adult lifespan. The record is from RefSeq and is a predicted model, not a curated record. Bases 117 to 779 code for a protein of 220 amino acids. NCBI's taxonomy places the organism in Eukaryota, Metazoa, Chordata, Amphibia, Anura, Myobatrachidae. The transcript is spliced from 6 exons. Gene Ontology annotation, molecular function: 3-demethoxyubiquinol 3-hydroxylase activity. Gene Ontology annotation, cellular component: mitochondrial inner membrane; nucleus.
CCUAGCAGCGGCCGCAUGGUGGAUGAUGUCAGAUUAGAGCGACAGUGACACUGACAGCCAGGUUUCGGGCCAGGUUUCUGGCAGAGAGGAGAAGGUCGAUUCCCUUGGUUGAGAAGAUGGAGAGAGCUGCGGGGCUCAGGCUCCGACAGCUGGUCUCCGGUCUGCAGGGGACGCCAGGCCGCAAGGGACAGUGCUGCUACCAGGUGCGCGGUGUUCCGGUCAGGCUCUGCAGCUCACUGGGGUAUGCCGAUAAUGAAGACAAAGCUCUGCUGGAUCGUAUAAUACGAGUAGACCACGCUGGGGAAUAUGGAGCAAAUCGGAUUUAUGCUGGACAGAUGGCCGUAUUGGGAAGGUCAUCAGUAGGACCCAUCAUUCAGCAUAUGUGGGAUCAGGAGAAAGAGCACUUGAAAAAGUUUGAUGAGCUCAUGGUUUCAAACCGGGUCCGGCCUACAAUACUGCUGCCGUUUUGGAAUGUGGCUGGGUUUGUAUUAGGGGCUGGGACUGCUCUGUUGGGGAAGAAAGGCGCAAUGGCGUGUACAGUGGCGGUGGAGGAGUCUAUAUCUAACCAUUACAACAAUCAGAUCAGAGCGCUUAUGGAGAGGGACCCUGAGAAGCACAGAGAAUUACUACAGACAAUAAAGAAGUUUCGGGAUGAUGAGAUGGAGCACCAUGACACAGGACUGGAGCACGAUGCAGAGCUGGCUCCAGCCUACUCUGUGUUGAAGGGUGUCAUACAAGUGGGAUGCCGAACAGCUGUGUAUUUAUCUGAACGCCUGUGAGAAAAGGACAAUUUGUAAUUUUGCAGAAAGGAAUUUGUGGGGAUUACGGCUCUCGCGCACAAUGAAACCUUUUUUGUUUUACAGAGCCUUGGAAAGCAAUGAACUGUAUCUCUCCACUGCUGUCUUAUAAAUGGUCACUAGAUGGCAGUGUGGCUUAUUGGAUGUGAAGAACUUGUACUACGAUUGUACUGAUCAUAAGAACAAGUUAUAGUGUAUCGGUUAUGUAUACCAAGUGGAAGCAGGCAUUCUCUGAAGCAAUAUUCAGGAGAAUGCAGCCUUUCUGCUCACUUGAAACCAGCGAUAUCACGGAGGCAUGGUUUUAUACAGCACUGUAUUUCAAGUUCCCAUUUUAAUGAUUGGCUUGUUUAUGAUAAGUGAUGCUUUCCAUUGUUUAUAUCAGAUGUAGAUGUGGAACUGAUAUUUUACUAGGUGUUGGAUGUUUAAUGAUGUAUAACUAUUGUCAGUGGAAUUAUUCUGUUGUCAUUUUUACGGCUGGAAUCCUCUAAAUUUGGUAAAUGAUAA